AUGAUAUUUAUGGAUAUAUUCCAAGAUAAUGUUAAAUAUUCAUCUUUUACAAAGAAAAAAAAGAUGAUAAAAGCAACUGCAAACACAUUAUUAUGUGUAAAUAGGAUUUUUUAUAAUGAUAUUCGAGAAUAUAAUUAUUAUUUUAAUUUGAGAUUUACUAUAAAAGGAAAUGUUAAAAAGGAAGUAAGACAAGAGAUUGUUGAAGCUGUUAGAUUAACAUUGGAAGAAGAAUAUACGAUGAAAAAUUUUAAUACAUUUAAGAAAUAUAAACGUGAUAAUGAUUUGAUUACUGAAUAUUCAAGAUAUCGUGCAAUGUAUUAUUAUACAUUAUAUUUAGAAAGAGGGUUUGAAGAUAAGAAAAACAAUAGAAGUAUUUUAAAGUGGUACAAAUUAUGUGCUUUGUAUAACAGAAUACCAGAAGUUUUUUGUAAAUAUGCUGAACGACUUAUUUUGGAGUAUCCUGAAAACAAAGAAGAAAUAUUAAAAUAUUUAGAAAAGGCAGUAUUUUUCGGUGAUAAAAAAGCUGCAGAGAUAUUAUAUGAAUAUUAUAAUGAAGAAUAUUAUAAUUUAGUUAAAGACGAUUUUUUAUUAGAUUUUUAUUCGAGAAUAAUGCAAGAUGAUAAUUUUAGAUUAGAUAAUUAUUUUGGACAUUAUUUUAUUAAAAAAUAA
Cetraspora pellucida is the source of this 669-nucleotide messenger RNA. The record is from the annotation of a GenBank genome assembly. NCBI's taxonomy places the organism in Eukaryota, Fungi, Glomeromycota, Glomeromycetes, Diversisporales, Gigasporaceae.